Limulus polyphemus (Atlantic horseshoe crab) is the source of this 6361-nucleotide messenger RNA. RefSeq names its product oxysterol-binding protein 1-like. Lineage: Eukaryota; Metazoa; Arthropoda; Merostomata; Xiphosura; Limulidae. Gene Ontology annotation, cellular component: cytosol; membrane; intracellular membrane-bounded organelle. The coding region runs from base 612 to 2867 and encodes 751 amino acids. Gene Ontology annotation, molecular function: sterol binding. The record is from RefSeq and is a predicted model, not a curated record. The transcript is spliced from 15 exons.
GUUUGACAGAUUUUUCGGUCAUGGGAAUUUCUCAAAUUAGAGUUAACCAUAACGUCAAAGAAAAAUGCAGUUUGAGUGACUUUGAGGAUGAACUAUACAGUCAGGUUUCUACACAAAAGUACAAGUCAUAACAAGUACAGAGUAGGUCUGUUGUUGGAAUUGAGUUAUGAAAAUUAAGGUACAGCGUACAUGCAUGUCACCAUUAGUGGUUGAUACGAAAAUCAAGUAUAAUCCAACAAGUGACUCAUUCACUGACAGCAAUUGUCCAAAGUUCAUAAUGUUUGGCGAGCAUUUAUCAUCUGACGACUGAUAACGUUGGAAGGAGCAAGUCCUUUGAAGCCCUCCAGCAUUUAGGUUUGCUGUUACUAUUAGUAUAUACAUUGGUGCUAUCAGCUUAUUGGCUUGUAGCAUGUUCCUGUAUCUUACCUGAUUACGAUAAAUGUGAAAGCCAGGUGUUGGUCUAACCAGGCAUUAGUUUUGAGCAGAGUGGUCAAAAAAGAACCAUUUCGUUAACAAGAAAGGUGCCAAGAAAAAACCCAUCUACAAUAUCUCUGAGGCUGUGUUGCCGUCAUCCGGAAGAGCGGGUGGAGCUUAGCCAUUUCCCACCAACUAUGGGAGAGUAUAAAGACGGAGAGAUGAAAGGAUAUCUCUUUAAAUGGACCAACUAUAUGAAACGGUAUCAAAAGAGAUGGUUUGUGCUGUCAAAUGGAAUACUUUCAUACUACAGGAGUAGGGAGGAGAUGGGCCAUACAUGUCGAGGAACUAUCAACCUUGCCACGGCACGAAUAUGUACUGAAGAUACAUUGAGUUUGAUUUUAACAAAUAACGGAACACAGAACUUUCAUCUCAAAGCAAAUAGUGAAGUUGAAAGACAGGAGUGGGUCAUGGCUCUGGAACUUGCAAAAGCCAGAGCUAUUCGAUUAUCCGAAUUAGAAGAAGAAGAAGCAAACGAAUUUGUUCAAGUGCCUUUACCAUCAGAGAAAAAUGAAUUUCAAAAGGCAAUAGAAACCUUAAGUGCUAAAUUGGAAGACCUGAGCACCUGUAAUGAACAGCUUGUUAGGCAAGGCUCAGCCCUCGAAAAAUCACUCGAUGAGGCCGACUUCAAUCAGACGAAUGGUGGCCCUGAUGUUCCUGUCAAACAACUAAAAGAAAGGGCAUUGCUUUUCAAAGCUGCAUGUAAUAUAAUGAUCAAAACUUGCACAGAAUACGUUCAGCUAGCACAGAAUGAUUACUAUCGAUGGCAGAAAAUUUUAGAACAUGAGCACAACCGAAGGGUGUGUCUGGAGGAAACUGUGGAAGAGCUGGCCAAGGACAACUCUCAGCUGGAAGAGAAGGCGAAAAAAGUGACGGAAGCUCAAAGUGUGGAUUGCGUAGAUAUGCUCUCUGACGAAGAAGAGUUCUACGAUGCAGAAUCUGAUAUAAUUUUGGUAGCCUCUGGGAAAACUCUUAGACGACAGUCGAGAGAGAAAAAUCCGCUGCAUGACCAGCUAGACACCGAUAGUGGAGCCUCUUCGGAUCUGGAAGAAAAUAACUUUGUCAAAGCCCAGAAUUCUAAUUCUAGGCGAAAGAAUGAUUCGGAAAAAGACAUGGAUAAGAUGGUGGAUGAAACAGAUUACAGAAAACAAGGUGAUGUGUCAUCGGUAGGAAAGCGGAAACGGAGAAUCUACAUACCCGAGAAACCCAAUUAUAGCAUCAACCUGUGGGCAAUCAUGAAGAACUGCAUUGGGAAGGAACUGACAAAAAUCCCAGUACCAGUAAAUUUUAAUGAACCACUCUCCACUCUUCAACGACUAACUGAAGAAUACGAGUAUUCCAGACUUCUAGACAAAGCAAGCCGUUGUAAGGACAGCUGUGAGCAGAUGGCUUUUGUUGCCGCCUAUACCGUUUCAGCAUACGCUACCACUAGUAAUCGCUCAAGUAAACCCUUCAAUCCUCUCUUAGGCGAGACUUACGAGUGUGACAGAAUGGAUGACCUUGGCUGGAGAUGUCUUUCAGAACAAGUAAGCCACCAUCCUCCAAUGUUGUCUCAGUAUUGUGAAGGAAAGUCUGGGUGGAAAUGCUGGCAGGAAUUCACAAUGUCCAGCAAGUUUCGGGGGAAGUAUCUUCAAAUCAUUCCCCUUGGUAUUGCUCACUUGGAAUUCCCAGAUACUGGACAUCACUACACAUGGCGAAAAGUGACAACUUAUGUUCACAACAUCAUCUUUGGAAGAUUAUGGGUUGACCACCAGGGUGAAAUGGACAUAAUCAACCAUACUACGGGGGAUAAGUGCCACCUGAAGUUUGUUGCCUACAGCUACUUCUCUCGUGAUACUCCUAGAAAGGUAACUGGUGUGGUUUAUGACAAGGAAGGAAACCACCAAUGGAUUCUGCAGGGAAUGUGGGAUAACAAAAUGGAAGGAGCUAAAGUUCUGAAAGUAAACAGCAGUGGAAAUGGAAAGCCAGUUGUCGAAACUGCAACCUAUAAGCUUUUAUGGAAACGUGUGAUGCCUUUGCUAGAGUACGAGAAAAUGUACAACUUCACAGUACUAGCCUGCCAGCUUAAUGAACCUGAGGAGGGAGUGGCCCUCACUGAUAGCAGACUCCGCCCAGAUCAGCGUCUUAUGGAAGAAACGAAGUGGGAUGAAGCUAAUGAAGUUAAGUUGAAACUAGAAGAAAAGCAGCGAGCAAACAGACGGCAGCUUGAAUGUGAAGCACAACAAGCUGCGGCAGAAGGCCGGGCCUACACAGGAUACGAGCCAGUUUGGUUUAAGCAACAGUCAGACCCCAUCACUGGAAACCCCGUUCACAUCUACCAGGGAAGAUACUGGGAAUGCAAGGCUCGACAGGACUGGUCGAUGUGUCCUGAUAUCUUUUCACUCCCAGAAUGAAUGAAUGUAGUUGUAGUAUUCUUAGUUAUUCACAAUUGUGAAAAGAGAUGAACAAAAUUAAAAAAACAAUCAGAUUGCUCAUGUAUGAGUUCUAAGUGCACUUUUAGGAGCUGAAAUUGUGAUCAGUAGAAUACAGGUUGUACACAUCCAUUAGUGGUGCUGUCGUCUCCAGCUAAAGUAGACUUCUUAUCUAGAUUAAUUGAUUGAGGAAUUAUUUGUGCACGUCACCGUGUCGUCAACUUAAAAGGUUGAGCUGUCUCAAAUUUGGUUCAAGAUUGUCGUGUAAUUUCUAACAAUUAGGAGAACAAAAUGCAUAUAUAUAUAUGAGAAGUCAUUUAGAUAGUAAAGAUCGUAUAAAAAUAAGUAUUUAGAAUUCUUAGUCCCAUAGUAAUAGAAGAAUAUAAAAGAACAGACAUUGAUAGUUUAUUUGGUAUAUUCUGACAUGCUUAAGAAGAAUGAUAUUACUUUCAGAAUUAAUCAAAGCAUGGAAGGAGUUGACAUUGCUUCAAGAAUGUAUUUAAAGGCUGUGAUUGUUCAAGUGUUACCAUAAUGGUCUUAAGAUCGAAGUUGUUUUGCAUGUAGUUGUAAAUACAAUGCCUUAAAUGGUCCUUGGUGUAAUAAGUAUGUACUAUAGUCCUUUAGUGGCGAAUUAGUGAACCCUAUCUAAAGAUUUGUUGAUGCACCAUUACCAAGGUUUGAUUAUUAAGUAAGCUUAUACAAAUCUAUCCCACUUCAUCGUCUACUAAGUCUGUCUAAUUUCGUCCUUCUGCUAACUUCAGUCAUACAAAUCUGUCUAGUCUAGUCCUUUAAACAACUUCAGUCAUACAGAUCUGUCUAGUUCUUUUACCAACUUCAGUUAUACAAAUCUGUCUAGUCUAGUCCUUUAACAACUUCAGUCACACAAAUCUGUCUAGUCUAGUCCUUUAACCAACUUCAGUCAUACAGAUCUGUCUAGUCUAGUCCUUUAACCAACUUCAGUUAUACAAAUCUCUCUAGUCUAGUCCUUUAACCAACUUCUGUCAUACAAAUCUGUCUAGUCUAGUCCUUUAACCAACUUCAGUUAUACAAAUCUGUCUAGUCCUUUAACCAACUUCAGUUACACAAAUCUGUCUAGUCUAGUCCUUUAACCAACUUCAGUUAUACAAAUCUCUCUAGUCUAGUCCUUUAACCAACUUCUGUCAUACAAAUCUGUCUAGUCCUUUAACCUACUUCAGUCAUACAAAUCUGUCUAGUCCUUUAAACAACUUCAGUCACACAAAUCUGUCUAGUCCUUUAACCAACUUCAGUUAUACAAAUCUGUCUAGUCCUUUAACCAACUUAUAUAUAUAUAUAUAUGUCUAUCUAGUCUAGUCCUACCAAUUUUUUUCCUACAAGUCUGUUUACUUUAGUUCCACCAGUUUCAUUCAUACAAGUCCAUCUGCUAUCUUCACUCUUAUGUAUCUAUCUAAUUCUAGUCAUUCUAAUGUCAAUGUUAUAUGUGUGUUUAGUGUAUUCCUUCUACUAGCAUCUCUGGUCUAGUCCUUCUACGUACAUCACUCAUAAAUAUUUAUAGAGUGUAUUCUUUCUACCAACUUCACGCUUAAACAUAUAUUUAAUAUUUCUACUAACUUUUUUGAAAUGUUAUGACACUUCUGAAAUAUAGUUACGUUUUCACUGGAUAUCAGCAAUAAAACAUUUACUUCUCUUGAAUUUGGGUAAUUUACGAUGCAAAAAAUGUUUGUUUUUUUCUUCUGGGUGGGGCAUCAAUGGCCCAUCGAACUUUUCUCUAAUCAGUUGUUUUCAUACCUGAUAAGAUAGAUAACUCACUUGAAUGAAUAAAUUAAAACUAUUAUGGCUAUCAGAACUAACAAGUUAGUAGUCAUGUUUUAUUACUUGCAUGAUAAUUCUCUAAUAUUUUUCAUUUGUUUCUCCAAAUAUGAUGCAUGUAUACUAAAACUUAACUUUGAAAAGGUUUCUGUCUUUAGUGUUCCAGUUUGCUUACAUUGUCCUCCUUUACAAUUUAAACACGAAAAAUUGAGACCAUUCAUGUUACUCGAAGAUGAGUCUCUCACUUAACUGUAAUGUAUUGAGGUCUCUUUAAGUUAGAACUUAUAUUUCAGAAGGAGAACCUGUUCUCUGUUGUUGGCCACUGUUUUUCUAAGUUGAAUUAUGAUGGUUUCCGAUAUGUGUAGAUCAUUUUAUUGCUGGCUUAUAAAACAAUGUUGAACUGAUUUGGAUGGCUGAAUUAGAAUGCACUCCAACCUGUGUUUGCCAAUGCAAGUGGAAUACAGAGUUUUACUGGUGGUUGAACCAUUGUACCCAAGUUUUGAACUUGGUCAUGCAUAGAGAUAUGCUGUAGAGGACUUCUGUGUAAAGUCAGUAUAGUCCUGAAGGGUAAACAUGGUUAUUAGGCUGUUUUGUGUUUUAAAGAUACAAUGGAGUUGUAACUAUGACUAAUUUAAGGGAAUUAUUUUCCUAAUUUUAUUUUUAUAUGUAAUGUCAAUUGAUCAUGAUUAAUAAUUAUUUAUUAUGUAGGUAAGGCGAGUAUUGUGAAAAUAUUAAAUUGCUUCUUUUGGCUAAAAGACUUGAUAGUAUCAAAAAUGGUACUUGUUAUACUUGCAAAUAAUGCCGAGUUAUUCAGUUGCUGUUUUUGUUUCAUUUUGUGAAAGAAAAAUUCAGGAGUUUUUGGGUACAUGGUUGGUUAAUACUUAUUUACCGAACAAAAUGUUUAGUUUUGACUCAUUGGUUUUAUUUUUAACUUCUGUUUAUGAUCAAGGUUUCUGAAUGUUUUUUUUCUUUUUUAGAUUUGUUGCAUGCUGUAUUGUUAAGCCUUUUCAGUUUUAUACCUUUUGUUUAGAAAGGUAUAAGAUAAAGAUUUUUCAUUAAUAUUGUUAUUUUUUUAUAUGCAUGUUUCAGUGGGAUAUGGAAGACAACAUGGCUGAAUAAGGUUGAAAGCUAUGUUCCUUAAUAAUACAUACUCAUUUGUUAAAGUGAAUGAUUUGUACAUUGUUUUAUUAGAGUUGUUCGCUCAAUCAAUCGGUAUACGAUGUGUAUUAUAAGCUAUCAGAAGAAGCAACAUCUAAUUUCCAGUUUUGUUGAGAGAACUUUUAUGUACUAUGAGCUUUGUGUACAAAUUGAAAUUGGCUGCAUUCAUGUUAUUUGAUAUUUUACUUUUGGUGACAUAUCUUUCAGAAAUGGUCAAGUUUAUAUGAGCAAAGAAAGAUCUUGUUCGUUUAAAGGCUUAAUGGAAUCAUGUAUUGUAGUUUUCAUUACUAAAGGAAACACAGAUAACAUUGGAUGUUAAAUAGGCUUACAAUAGAUAAUUGUACUUCAAACAUUUAUGGUGUUGUUAUAAGAGUAGCUUAGAUGACUAAAAAUAACAAACAUGAUGUAAUGAUGUAAUUUUUCCUAUGGUUUUCGAUUUUACAUAUAUGUGGUUUGUAAACUUUUUAAUUUAGUUGAAAUGUAAAGCUGUUUCAUUUUGGUCUGAAAUAUAAUUUUUACCAUUCUUUUAA